GUGGAAGACGAGAAUACAGCCGAGGAGGUGUCCGAAGGCUACGAAACCGAAGGCCCCGAUAAGGCGGAGCCGAUCGAGAGUACCUCGGAGCUGCCUACGGCAAGUCAACCUUUAGAGGACGACCAAGUCUGCAUCGGCGAAGGAGGCGAACGCUUUGCGGAAGACGUGGACAGCCAGAUGGCGGUCCUGCCGGAGAUAACAACGACCACGGAAGAUGUGAAGCUCGAAGAUAUCCGGAUCGAGAACGACGGUGAGAGCACACCAAAGGAAGUAGAUCGCCUAAGAAAGAUCAUCUGGAACCGACAGCACCUGAUGCUUGGGAAGGGGAACGCACUGCCACCUGCCGCGCGAGGCGUCAUCUGCAACAUCGAUACAGGGGACGCCAAGCCGGUAGCCCAACGC
Phytophthora nicotianae INRA-310 is the source of this 402-nucleotide messenger RNA. RefSeq lists its product as hypothetical. The transcript has a single exon. NCBI's taxonomy places the organism in Eukaryota, Oomycota, Peronosporomycetes, Peronosporales, Peronosporaceae. The annotation marks the transcript as partial. The record is from RefSeq and is a predicted model, not a curated record.